Molecule: messenger RNA, 3192 nt
Organism: Miscanthus lutarioriparius
Lineage: Eukaryota; Viridiplantae; Streptophyta; Magnoliopsida; Poales; Poaceae
Source: the annotation of a GenBank genome assembly
AUGUCCGCCGCCUCCGACCUUCCCAGCUUUGCCGCCUCCGACCUUGACAAGGGCCCAAUGUCAGCUGUCAUAGUCUGUCUUCUUGCACUGAGGGAUCGGUUUGGUUCCACUGUUGGGGAAGGCUUGCAUUGUAGCCUUGAAGGAAAAAGUAGGAUGCGCAGCAUGGAGUUUCCCAUAAGGGAGAACGGCCAUUGUACUCAAAAUUCUGAGUUUGGAGAAAAGGUGAAAGAGAGCAUACCAAAGGUCUCCAGAAGUCCAGCUUCGUCAGAACCAUCAUCAUCUCCAUUAUCAAGGCCUGAACUAUCUUCUAUUUCAAGGCACGCUGGACACAAUUUUCAUGAAGUAUUCCAUCUGAGACAAGGAAUUUACUCUGACAUGCCUAUUUCUAAAAUUUUGGAGAUGAUGAAAUCCACCAACUUGGAUAAUGCCCCUACUCAGUCACUUCUGAGUUUUGUGAAUGGUGUCCUUGACGAGAUCAUUGAGAAUAAGAAUGGAGAAAUUCCUUAUCAAAAUAACCUUAUCAGAGCACGUGAAGAGAAAUAUAAAUCAAGGAUAAGGGUACUAGAGGCACUUGCAAGCGGGACAGGUGGACAAAUACAAAUAAACUCAAGUGCAGCAAAUGGAAAAAUAAAUGUUGAAGAUCAUGUGCUCCGGAUGAAGAUAGACAAAAGCCGAACUGAAGAAAGAGGAUUAGUUGACAAAGAUAUGUCAAGCUUGAUGACUGAGAAGGAAGAUGUAACUAGAUUGACAAAGGAUAAGGAAGAUAUGGCUAGGCUGUUGAAAGAUAAGGAAGAUAUAAUAAGAUUGAUGAAGGAGAAGGAAGAAAUGGUUAUGCUGAUUAAGGAGAAAGAUGAGAUGGAGAAAGAAGAUACUAACAAUACAAUUAUGAAACUAAAGAGCGAAUUGGAAGCUGUAAAAUCAUCAUAUAAAGAGAACCACAACCAGUUAGAAUCUACAAAGGAGGAGGUGCUUAAGCUUCAAAAGGACAAGGAGAAUAGUGACAAUAUAAUAUCAAAACUCAGGCAAGAGCUUUCAUUAGCACGGGAAUCUCAUAAGACACAUAUUCAAGAACUGGAGAGUAGUGCUUUGCAGGCAAGCAAAUGCUUUGAACAUAGAAUAAAAGAAGUGGAUCUAAUGCUCGAAGAUUCUAGAAAGAAAAGAAGAGAUCUGGAGGAAGUGUUAGCAUCUAGAAUGGAUACUUGGAAGCAGAAGGAAAUCAUGGUGAACCAAUUUUUAGGUCUACAAAUACAGAACAUCCAGGAUUUGAGGUUAUCUUCUGUUUCCAUUAGGCAUGAAAUCCAAAACUGCCAGAAAAGAUGGUCCGAAGAACUUAAUGGCCUUGGACAAAGUCUCAACAUACUGAUAAAUGAUUCUGAAAAUUAUCGUGCUGCUCUAGAAGAAAAUAGAAAACUGUACAACGAGAUUCACGAACUAAAAGGAAAUAUAAGAGUCUACUGCCGGAUAAGGCCUUUUCUUCCUGGGGAGGAUCAGAAAUCUACUAUAAUUGAAUAUGUUGGUGAUAAUGGGGAUCUGGUAAUUGCAAAUCCCACACGACAGGGAAAGGAGGGGAGCAAGUCGUUCAAAUUCAACAAAGUUCUUGGCCCCACUGCUUCUCAAGAUGAGGUCUUCAAGGACAUCGAACCCCUUAUAAGAUCAGUUCUUGAUGGUUAUGAUGUUUGCAUUUUUGCAUAUGGUCAAACUGGAUCAGGGAAAACAUACACAAUGACUGGACCUGAAAAUGCAACAGGGAAUGAACGGGGUGUCAAUUAUAGAGCUCUGAAUGAUCUCUUCCAUAUUUCACAUAAUCGUGGGGAUAUCAUCAUGUAUGAAAUAAAUGUUCAAAUGAUUGAGAUAUACAAUGAGCAAAUUCGUGAUCUUCUUGGCAGCUAUGAGAUUAUGAAUGCCAGCCAACCCAAUGGGCUUGUCGUUCCUGAUGCAACGUUGCAUCCUGUUAAUUCAACAUCCGAUGUUAUUGAGUUAAUGAGAAUAGGACUUGCGAACAGAGCAGCGGGUUCGACAGUGUUGAAUGAAAGAAGCAGCAGAUCUCACAGUGUUGUUACCAUACACAUUCGAGUUGUCGAUUUGAAAACAGGAGCUACCAUUCGUGGUGCACUACAUCUUAUUGAUCUUGCUGGGAGUGAGAGAGUGGACCGAUCUGCUGUUACAGGCAAUAGACUCAAAGAAGCACAACACAUCAACAAAUCUUUGUCCGCUCUUGGAGACGUCAUAUUUUCUCUAUCGCAGAAGAAUGCUCAUGUACCGUACCGGAACAGCAAACUUACACAAGUCCUACAGAGUUCUUUGGGCGGCCAUGCAAAAACCUUGAUGUUUGUGCAGAUCAACCCAGAUGUCUCAUCUUAUUCGGAGACUUUAAGUACUUUGAAGUUUGCUGAAAGAGUUUCUGGAGUGGAACUAGGUGCUUCAAAGGCGAAUAAAGAAGGCAAAGACAUUAGAGAAUGUAUGGAACAGCUCUCAGUGCUCAAACAUAAAAUUGCAAAGAAAGAUGAGGAAAUUAACAGAUUACAACAACUCAAGACACAAACUCCAAGGGUCAGGACAGCAAAACGUGCAGAUUCCCCAUUGAAACAUUCGUCUUCCUCCCCAGGCAUAUCUAAUUUAGGAAGCAAAAUCCAUCAUAAAACAACGGCAUCUAGUGGAAAGGCAAUGAGCAUUGGCAGCAGGGCUGGGUCUGAUAACUUCUCUGACAUCAGUGACAGGCACUCUGAAUCUGGUUCUAUGCAGUCUGUUGAUGAUAUCCUAUUUCAUAGGGGGAUUAUGGGACUUCCGAAGCUCUCUAUUGGUGCAAUGGGUCAGAAUUCUGCUGGCCCUGAGCUUGUUUGCUUUGGCUAUGCUGAUUCAGAAGAGAGAUUAAGUGAUAUAUCAGAUAGUUGUCUUUCCAUGGGUACAGAGACAGAUGUUUCAGUAAGCAGUAUAGUUGAGUUGACACGCUUCCAGGAGCAGGAAAACAUAUCUAGCACUCAGAAAGAACAAGAGAGUGCACCAAAAACUCCAAAUGAUCGGUUGUCUAAGGUGGCCACCCGAGUCCAGAAGACAACAGCACCCAAACCAGCUCAAACUUCCUUGUGGCCUAAACUAAGAGAUCCUCCAGCUCUUAGAUCCCCAAGGAGAAUCACAGCAACACAAACAAUACCUGCACCAAGAACGUCCAGUACUUCGAAACGAUGGACAUAA